Aphanomyces astaci is the source of this 3292-nucleotide messenger RNA. RefSeq lists its product as hypothetical. The transcript is spliced from 19 exons. The coding region runs from base 35 to 3268 and encodes 1077 amino acids. NCBI's taxonomy places the organism in Eukaryota, Oomycota, Saprolegniomycetes, Saprolegniales, Verrucalvaceae. Gene Ontology annotation, biological process: transmembrane transport. The record is from RefSeq and is a predicted model, not a curated record.
CGUGGGGUCGAGUCGAUUGCAUACAAGUGUAAUCAUGCCGCCGCCGACGCCAGCCGAGAAGGCAGAGCUUGAGAAGCUUCUAGACAAGAUGAACCUGGACACAGGUGACGUCGUGCUGUUCGACCGCAAGUGCAACUCCAUGGGCGUGUACGGUGGCGUGAUCUGCCACUCGGCCAAGCUAUUUGGCCAGACGCGGUGGGACCACAAUGGCGUCAUCUACAAGACCGACGAUGGGAAGCUCAUGUUCCUCGAAGCCGCCAUGAACGGCGUCAAGCUGCGGCCCCUCGUCGACCGCAUCUUGCACAGUCGGUCGUACGAAGUGCGCAUUCAAAAGGUCGAAGUCCACCGCACACCCGAGUUCCGCCAACGCGCCGCCGACUUUAUCCGCCGCGUCGUCGAACAAGACAUUCCGUACGAGGAUCGCAUCCAAGUCCUCGUCAACGCCGGCGCGUCCUUUGUCCCGUCUCGAGUAGCUCGCGAACAGUUCUACCACGACAUUGUGGACUUGAAGCGGCACAUGAAAACCAUCCAAGACGACUUGACCCAUCGAUCCAAGAUGUCACCGUUUGAGCAAAAUUCCCUGCGCGCUGAACUCGCCAGCUUAAGGGAACAGCAUGACGCCCUCGUCCACCAGCUCGACCAAACGGAGCGGUCCAUCUUUGAAAACAAGCCCUCGUCCGCGUCUGACCCAGCGCGCUUCUUUUGUUCCCAACUCGUGGCGGCGCUGUACCAGCACGUGGGGCUCUUGCUUCCGUAUCCUGCUGCCACGUCAUAUCGCCCCCAUAACUUUUCCGACACGGACGACUACGUCAAACUGCAAAACGCGGCAUGGCUGCCUCAGAUUUCCCUAAGAGAACACAUCCACGAGACUAAAAAGCACUUGAUCGAGCAAGCCGCGACGGCGGCCAGCCCCCCGCCGCCCGACGUUGUCGACACCAUCGUGCACACGCUGCAGCGGCACGCCAUCUUCCAUUCGUUCUCGGUCUCGGAGCUACAAGCUCUAGCCCAGCAAUUUCGACCGAAACGAUUUGUACCCGGGCAGGUGGUAUUUUACCAGGGCGACCCCGGCGACUUUUUCUACGUGAUUGCAGACGGCACGGUGGACGUGCUCGUCAACUACGACGCGUACGCCCACGAGCAGCCCAAACACUCGGUGGCCGCCGAGGUCACAGCUGCCCCCGUCCUCCGCCGCAACCUGUCGACGUCGUUUGAUAACCCCCAACCAACCAGCCAUUUUGUGCACGUAGCCACCAACGGUCGCGGCAACGCGUUUGGCGACUCGGCGCUCAUGUACCAGACCCCGCGGCGAGCCACGGUCAAGUGCGCCGAGCCGGUCGUGGCAUAUGCCCUGGACAAGGCCACGUUUGCGAGUGUAGUCAAGAGCCACCCCGCCGCCACGCAGUCGCUGUCGGAACGCCAGUUUCUCAUACAAACGCUGGCCAACCAUCCGCUGUUUGCCCACGUCAGCAAACAGGCCCAAGCCGCGGCGGUGCGGCAGUGCUUUUCGCUGCACUUUCCAAAAGACGCACUUGUGUUGGAGCAAGGCCAGUUUGGCGACUACUUUUACGUGGUCGAGACCGGCGCGUGUGCCGUCUCCCGCCACCACACUGAUGGCGACGAGUUUCUAGAUCGAGUGGUGGGCCGAGGAGAUGCGUUUGGGGAAGUGGCGCUGCUGUACAACAGCCGACGCGGCGCCAGUGUGCGCGCCGUCGAAGACAGCAAGAUUUGGUGUAUGGAUCGCAGCAUAUUGCUGUCCACAACGCGCAGUGGAUCGACGGCGCUGCUGGACAUUUUCAACAAGACGGCGACGCUGCAUGAUGGCGACGAGAGCUUCCUGACCCCGACGGAUGUGGCCAAGCUGCUUGAAGGCGACUCGGGCGUCGAGACGGCACAGACCCUUCUGUUCCCAUCGUCCGCAACGACCAAGAUCAACUUUUCGCAAUUUGCGCACUUUCACAUGUGCUUGGAGGCGUAUUCGAGUCGGCAGUUCAACCCGCUCCUGGCCGAAGCCCUCUAUCGAGCGCUCCUUCGUCGUGCUGGUACCCAUCAUGAUAACCACCUCACGACCGCAUCCUUGCACCUUGACGCAGCCGAGACAAGGCAAAUCCACCGGUUCUUUCAAAAGUCCAGCGCCACCGACACCAUCACAUACCACGACUGUGUCGUGGCCAGUCGAGCGUGGCGCCAUGAUCCGUCCGCGGCGCCACCGGCGAUCGCAGCCCUCCUCCGCACCCUGCAUGCCGACCUGACCCUUCUCGAGCAGCAGUGGAAGCACACUGCGUUUGAUAUGGCUUCAUAUUCUGGGUCGACAUUGCCGCCGCCAUUCUCUUCAACCUCGUCGACAACCCCUUUGACGGACGCGCCCGUGCCGUUUCGGUCGCUGUUUUCCCUGCAAGAUGUGUUUGCCGCCAUCUUGGCCGGCGUCCUCGCGCGAAGUGCCACCGCGCCACUCGAACGCGUCAAGCUGGCGCGCCAAGUCGGCUUGCUUCCAUCGCAUUUGAACCUAUGGCGCAGUGUCCAGCACUUGAAGCGCGUCGCUGGCUGGCAACGACUGUUUGCGGGUAACUUGGUGCACUGCGCCAAGCUCGUGCCGUCGUUUCCGCUCAAGUUGGUGGCGUGCGAUGUGUUUCGCCAGCACUUUCACGCGUGGGGCUUCAACGCCGAAGUGAAAAACGCCCUGGCGGGGGGAAGUGCCGGCGUAAUGGUGCAGGCUGUGCUGUACCCGCUGGACGUCGUGCGGGGUCGAUUGGCGCUGCAGCAGAUCCUCCAGCCCAAGGCCACGUACCCCACGGUGGCGUCCUGUGUCCAAGCCAUGCUCCACCAGGACGGCGUUCGGUCCUUCUAUCGAGGGUUUGGCGUCGGCACCCUCGGCGUGUUUCCGUACAUUGGCCUCAACUUUGCCAUGUACGAGUUUUUGCGCCCAUGGCUCGUCGUGCAGCAGCAGCACCGCGUGUCCGACUGCGAAGAUCAUCAUCAGGGUUCGGUGAUGGUUGGGCAAAUUGCAUGUGCCUUGGGAGCGUCUGUGACAGCGCAAGUGGCCACGUAUCCGUUGGAUUUAGUGCGCCGUAAGAUGCAAAUGCACGGCAACUGGCUGGCCCCCCACGUGUUUCCAACGUACACGUCGACGUGGAAUUGCAUCAAGCAGACUGCAAGCGGCGGCGGCGCGAUCAGCUUUUACCGCGGGCUCGCGCCCAACAUCGUCAAGGCGUUGCCGGCGUCCGUCGUGUCGUUUUUGGUGUACGAAACGUGUCGGCAAGACACCGACUAAUCAUGUAAUAGUAUGGUCUUCCUU